Molecule: messenger RNA, 541 nt
Organism: Acanthoscelides obtectus
Lineage: Eukaryota; Metazoa; Arthropoda; Insecta; Coleoptera; Chrysomelidae
Source: the annotation of a GenBank genome assembly
GUAAAAGUUUGUUUCGUGUAUGUGCGAUCUAAAGUAUAUUAAAAGCUAUUUUGUUUAUAUCAUCCAAAAUUACUUGAUUAACUAUGCUUAGAGAACGGAAUCGAGGUAUACGGGGAAAGUGGAGUGAGGAAAACUUGCAAAAAGCUAUUGCGGUAGUUCGAAAUGGUAUGUCCAAGAAUUUAGCAAGUAAGCGAUUUUUGGUAUGCCGUGGAAAGCUGAGGGACUACUUAGGAAAAAAUCUGACAUCGAAAUGUAGCAUGGGUCGUAAAUCUAUGCUCACCAAGGAACACGAACAAGAGUUGUGUUCAAGAAUUAUUCUCUUGGCAGAAAUAUGAUAUCCGCUAACUUCUAAAGUAUUGCGUAGGUGUGUUUUUAAUUUUUGCGAUGCUAACUUCAUAUACCAUCCAUUUAAUAAGGAAAAAAUAUUAUCUGGACGUUUCUGGCUCAAAGGAUUCUUUAACCGGAAUCUUCAAAUUAGAAAGCGGAAGGCUCAGAGUAUGAAUCCUGCCAGGGCCCAAAAACUAAACCGGUCUAUAGUGAA